CGGAUUCGAUAGAGGAGAAAAACUUGGGGAAGAAACCGCGACACGGGCCGAGAAGGAUGCGCCGAGAUCGAUUUGACCUCCACCUCCUCUUCCUCCCCGUCCCCCCCUCCUCCUGAAUGGCGACACCCUCCUCCCCCUCAAAUCUCUCCUCUUUAUUGCCUCCUCCUCCUCCUCGUGCGCUCCCCGUGCUAACCGGUCAAAACCCUAGCCCUAGCGCAGCCGCCCCCCAUGGCUGCGGACUACCGCACCCCGGACCGCCUCCUGCCCGCCGCCGCCGAGGAGCCGGCGGCGCCCCCGGGCCCCCCGCCCAAGCCGGUGCUUAGCGCCCCCGCCGUCCCCGCCGCCACCCACGACGGCCUCCGCUUCUGGCAGUACAUGCUCGCCGGCUCCGUCGCCGGCGUCGUCGAGCACACGGCGAUGUUCCCCGUCGACACCCUCAAGACCCAUAUGCAGGCCGGCGCGCCGCCCUGCCGCCCGGCGCUGUCGCUGGGGGCCGCCCUGCGAAACGCCGUGGCGGGGGAGGGCGGCGCGCUCGCCCUCUACCGGGGCCUCCCCGCCAUGGCGCUCGGCGCCGGGCCCGCCCACGCCGUCUACUUCUCCGUCUACGAGUUCGCCAAGUCGGCGCUCACCGACCGCUUCGGCCCCAACAACCCCGCCGCUCACGCCGCAUCUGGGGUGCUCGCGACCGUCGCCAGCGACGCGGUCUUCACGCCCAUGGACACCGUCAAGCAGCGGCUGCAGCUCACCAGCAGCCCCUACACGGGCGUGGGGCACUGCAUCCGCACCGUGCUGCGCGACGAGGGGCUCGGCGCCUUCUUCGUGUCUUAUCGGACCACCGUCGUCAUGAACGCGCCCUAUACCGCCGUCCACUUUGCCACCUAUGAGGCGGCCAAGCGGAUUCUCGGGGACAUGGCCGCCGACGAGGAGUCCCUCGCCGUGCACGCCACAGCUGGGGCUGCAGCUGGCGCACUCGCGGCGGCGGUCACCACGCCGCUGGACGUUGUCAAGACGCAGCUACAGUGUCAGGGUGUCUGCGGCUGUGAGCGCUUCUCAAGUAGCUCAAUAGGAGAUGUGUUUAAAACAAUCAUUAAACGAGAUGGAUAUUCCGGGCUCAUGAGGGGAUGGAAGCCAAGAAUGCUGUUCCAUGCACCUGCGGCUGCGAUUUGUUGGUCCACAUACGAGGCUUCGAAGUCAUUUUUUGAAAGGUUCAACGAGGAAAGGCGGAAAUAGUCCGAGCAUUUCUUGGAAUGCCGUGUAUUUUUCUUGAAGUCAAUGUACUUCUACACAGGAGCAUACUCGCUCAGCUGACAGAAGACGCAGCACAGGGACACAUUUGUUGUGGUGUUGUGCCCCAGGGCUGUCCAUUGGGGAAUUGAGAUGUGCUGCCCGUCAAACCUGUCUAACGAAGAUCUGUCUGUACCCUGUUCUCUCUCUUUUCAGAUAACUUAAUGUAUUAUUUUCCUGCCCUGGCUUGAGGUAACAAUACUAGAAUAAUAUUUUGCAAAGUUUGAUCAGAAUCGCUCAGCAAACUAUUAUAUUUGUAAUUCCAUCUGGCCUCCUGCCUUUGUGCUGGCUUUUUGAUAAUGAAACAGUGAUUUUGCCA
Messenger RNA from Panicum hallii, 1603 nucleotides. Its product is annotated as mitoferrin-like. The record is from RefSeq and is a predicted model, not a curated record. NCBI's taxonomy places the organism in Eukaryota, Viridiplantae, Streptophyta, Magnoliopsida, Poales, Poaceae. The transcript has 2 exons. Bases 229 to 1230 code for a protein of 333 amino acids. Gene Ontology annotation, cellular component: mitochondrial membrane. Gene Ontology annotation, biological process: iron import into the mitochondrion. Gene Ontology annotation, molecular function: ferrous iron transmembrane transporter activity.